This is a messenger RNA of Girardinichthys multiradiatus, 7223 nucleotides long. It is a transcript of the gene mroh1, whose product is annotated as maestro heat-like repeat family member 1. The transcript is spliced from 45 exons. The coding region runs from base 246 to 5159 and encodes 1637 amino acids. Gene Ontology annotation, cellular component: cytoplasm. NCBI's taxonomy places the organism in Eukaryota, Metazoa, Chordata, Actinopteri, Cyprinodontiformes, Goodeidae. The record is from RefSeq and is a predicted model, not a curated record.
CCUGCUGACAAGAAGCACAUGACCAGGCGUGUUUACACCUGCAGACACGGACUCUACGCACACCGUGACUGUGCCGCUGCCUGUCUGUCAAACCAAGACAAAGAUUUGACCUUGUGUCAGGACGUGAUUUGCUUUGAGGACACUCUCUGGGAGUCGCUCCAGGGAGCCUCUGCGGAUCUGUCCCCAAGAGAAAGUCUCCACCUUUGCUCCGUGGCUUCAGGAAGCCCAUCUCCUUGAUAAAUACAAUGGACAACACAGAUGUAGAACAGGUGACUCUGGCUCUGCUAGAUGCAGCCAAUGAUAAGGACUCUGAGGUCCAGGAUCAGGUCAGAAAGUCUAUGUUGACUUUGGGAAAACAGCAGCCAGACAGAGUGCUAGCUAUGUGCCAGGACUACCUCCUGAAAAAUCCCAAGCUGGUAGUAAGUCACAGAGUUGUGAUUCUUCAGACCAUUAAGCUGAUUGUUGGCUGCAGGAUAGAGGAGAUCAGUGCUCCCAGAAUAAAAAGCAUUAUCUCACUAGCUUCAGACGAAAUGACCAGAUCCAAGGAAGUCAUCCCUGAUUGGCAGCAGGCAGCCAGUAACAUCUUGGUUGCUGUGGGAAACAAACACAUCAAUGACAUCAUGGAGGAGAUACUGAGCAAGUUCCAGCCUGGGGUCCUACCUCACUUCUUCGUGGUCCAAACACUGACCAACCUCUCUGACUCAAACGUUUAUGGGAUGGUACCAUUCCUGAAUGCCAUCCUGGGAACAAUGUUGCCAAUGCUGGGCAUGGCCAGACAGGACAACAUGAAAUGGGUCUUUUCAUCUGCUCUGUGUCAUUUCAGUGACAGCAUCCUGGAGUACUUGGCCAACCUGGACAAAGCUCCAGAUCCCACAGUCAGAAAAGAUACGUUCUCCGGUGAAAUCUAUGCUGCUUUUGACAUUCUCUUCAAUAACUGGUUACAGAGCAGGGAGCACAAGCUAAGGCUGACAGUGGGUGAGGCAGUGGGCUCUAUGUGUCAUCUGAUGGCCAGUGAUAAACUGGAGGAGCAGAUCCCCAGAAUCAUCCCUGCCAUCGUGUCCCUGUACAAGAAAAACACGGAGCACUACGUCAUCAGUAAGAGCUUGUGCCAUGUCCUCGAAGCCUCGGUCAACAUGGGCAGCAGAGUGCUGGAGACACAGGUGGACAAUCUUCUCCUAGCACUGCAUCAGCAGGUUUCUGCUCUUGUUGAUUACAGUGACCCUCCUACUGUCAAGAACCACAAUGAAGCCUUGCGUUGCUUCAGCUUGCUUGCCAACUCUUUUCCAGACCGGACUGUUAUGUAUGUUCUGCAGAAGUUGGAGAACAGCAAUGAACGAAGCAGGAUGGGCUCCCUGGCCGUUCUUCGUCACCUCAUAAACUCCUCCUCCUUUACAAUGGAGAGCAAAAAGCUUCUUAUUCUGGCCAGUAUCAGGCAGCCAAUGGCAGACCACAGCAACAAGGUGAAGAGGUGUGUGGUCCAGGUAAUCAGCGCCAUGGCUCAUCACGGUUACCUGGAAUUAGAGGGAGGGGAAUUACUGGUCCGAUUCAUUGUUCAAAACUGUGCUUUACAUGACACAUACCAGUCCCACCAUAGACCCACUACGGAUCCGGAGGAGGUGACUAAUGAGGCGCUAAGAACAAUGUGUGAUAGCACCCUCCAUCUCCUUACCACCACUGUUGGCCGACUAGCUGAUGUGCUUUGGCCCAAGUUGCUGUACUAUCUGACACCUUCACAGUACAGUAAUGCCACAACUCCUCUCUGUAAAAGUCUCAUAGUGUUGGGGAACAAGAAGAAGAGCAACCAGGAGCCCAGCUUCAAGAUAGAUUUCACACAGGAGGUAAAUCUCCCAUCUCCUCAGACUCUAAUGAUCAGACUGCUGGUCAACGCAGCGUUUCCUUUUAAUAGCAGAGGUCAUGGACCUCCGUCGCUCUCGCUCCUACAAAUCCUCAGCAUCAACAUUCACCCCAACACAGAGACAGUCUGGGAGAAAGAAAUACCUCUUCUUCUUUCCUUACUUGACGAGUCAACGGCAGAGAGUCUGGAUAAGAAGCAGUGGUAUGAGAAAAUGCUGGAGCUCUUGUCUAACACCCUGGUGUCGAUUGGUGAUGACAAGUGGGUUUGUCAGUUUGCUGCUGAAGCAACCAGAUACCUUUCUACAUACAACAAUGCCCUGGAGGAGAAGAGCUUCCUGUAUCGUUGUAUCGGAGUGACCCUCCAGCAGUGUUUCAAUAAGGAGGUUGUAAAAAAGCAACUACAGGAAGUUCUCCUUGUGGCGCGGCACAAUGAUGCAAUUGAGAGAGAGGGAGUUGCGAUAGGUGUCGGUCUGUGUGCCAGCAGCCAUUUAGAGGGAACUUUAGCCAAGCUUGAUGAGUAUGGCAAAUCGGACGCAUUUAAAAAGUCACCAAGCAUCUUCAACCUCCUCAAAGAGCGUAAUGAAGUCGAGGUGGAGAAGGUGAAGAGCACAUUAAUCCUGUGCUAUGGCCACGUGGCUCUGAACGCACCUUCAGAGAAGAUUCUUAACCGCAUUGAUCAGGACAUCUUACGCUGCAUCAGUAAACACUUCAACACAAAGGUUCUUGGGAUUAAAGUAGAGACAAAGGACCUGACUAUGAAGCUUAGUUUGAUCCAGAGUGUUGGGCUCAUAGCCAAAGCUAUCAGUAGGUGUGUAAAGAAACAAGGCUACAUUUUCUCACGCAAGCAGGAGCUCGUCACUGUUAUGCUGGAUUUUAUCAAGUCUGAGCCAUCUGAUUCAUUAAGGACUCCCUUGCGCCCCCUGGUGAUGAUUACAUGUGCCAACCUGAUGCCCCUGGACCCUCCACUAAGUGAGAAUGAGAGCUUUGACUUGCUAAAGGUGUGUGUAAACAGUGUUUUUUCUCUGCCACCCGACACACACACUCCAGAGAAAACUAAAGACGAGGAGAACCUCGACCCCAAGCAGAGAAAGGCUUUGUACAAAGACACAUUGGCUGCUUUGCAGGAGCUUUUGAGGAGCAUGCUGGCCAGGGAUCCCAGCCCUGAUGGCUUUCAGAGUAUCUUUAAGCACAUUGAAUCAUGGCUGGGCUCUGUGCACGAUCAUGAGAGGGAGAGGGCCAUUACAGCCACCUCUAAUCUACUGGCUUACUACCUGCAGAACCUGAAUGUUAAGAGUAUGGUGUCUUUCCACAACCUUGGAGCUCUGCUGGGUCGACUGUCUCCCCGCUGCUCUGACCCUCAACUGGCUGUACGAGCUGCUGCUGUCAACUGCAUUUACACACUACUUGGUAUACAGCUACGAUAUGAAGGAUUCUCUUUGGAUUAUAAAGAUGAAGCUGUUGAAAGUCUGCCAUCUUUAAAAGAAGCACUCGAAAAUCCUGACCAUUCGGUGCUUUACAAGACCUGUUCAGACCUCACAAAGGUAAUGAGUAAGCGUCUGCCUCAGCAACAGCUGACAACACUGGUCUUCAUGUUGUUUGAAGGGCUGGUCGACAGUCAAACAAACUGCUGCAGAGCUUCAUCCGUCAUCUUAAAUACUCUGCUAAAAAACAGGGGAGCCGGAUUACAAGAUCUGGUCCCAGAAAUGUUGGAGGUUCUGCAUGUGCGUCUGCAAAGCAUCACAGAGGAGCAGGUGAGAGUAGCAGUGGGACAGACUGUACUAAUCCUGGCUUCUCAACAUCUGCAGACUGUCAUUAAUGUUCUCGUUAACCAACCACUUCCCUAUGACAGCUGGACCAGUGAGAUGUGGAUGGCUUUGGGAGCAGAUCCCUUUGUAGCCAGUCAGAUCAUAGAGAUGGUGAUGGAGAAACUCGUCAUCAUGGCACCCUAUGUUGACAAGAAGGAGUCAAUGAUGAGAGGAGGCAUGACAAAAGUGGCCACCAAUCAGCCACUGGCUAUGACAUGUGGUCUGAAGGAGUUGUUGUUAAAUGGUCAGAGUCAGGAGCCAGCAGUCAGUCUGUUUCCUCAACUCUUCUCCUGUCUGACCAUCAGGCUGGGAGCGAGCGUCGGAGUCAUGCCACCCAAGGACAAAACUCAUAAACACUCUGGGUCCCUGCAUGUAGCAGGGGUUGCAGCUGAGGCUCUGAGAAUCCUGUUAGCACGAGCUCAGUUAGAUGAGGUGAUGAAACGACUGGAUGAAGAUAAUGCCUGGGAUGCAUUGAAGGAGCAAAAUACACACAUAACUGGGGUAACGCUGUUGGCAAGAGCAUUGGCAAAGCAUGCUGGUCCCAGAUUGCCUGCAAUCGCAGAGUGUCUUUGUCCGUCCCUGAACAAUAUCUAUGAAAGUCAAAGAAUUACUGUCACCGCUUUCUUUUCUGAGCUUUUGAACCAUCAUGUGGUGACUGAGCUGAUGCUGAUAGACGUGUUAAUGAACAACAUGAUGGAGAGGAUAUCAGAUCCCUGCUGCACAGUUCGCAUGCUGGCUGUGCGAGGACUGGGCAACAUAGCAGUGGGAUCACCAGAAAAGGUGAAUAAAUAUGCCAAGGAGCUGCUUGCAGCCAUGAGCUCAGGAAUGGAGGAGAAAGAUGAUCCGGGUAAACUGAUUACCCUUGAGGCCAUGUCUGGUCUUUCUAAAGUUCUUCUCCAUCUGGACAAGAAGAAUGUCCACUUACUGGUUGUUUACAUCUUCAUGAAGAUUAAACCUUUCUUAGAAAGUGACAAUGAUGAUAUCCGUUGUGCUUCCAUACUUCUAAUGGGCAACCUGUCCAAGUUUGGCUCAGGGGAGCAAGUAUUUAAAGACCAGAUUCAUAAUGUUCUGGUCAGCUUACUGUUGCACCUGGUGGACCCAAACGCACAUGUGGUCAAGGCAUGUAAAUAUGCGAUGCGAGUGUGUGCUCCUGUCGUUGGAUCGGAGCAGAUCACAACCAUGUUUCAGAAUCACCUGCAUGAGGACAAGAGUUUGCAUUAUGGAGAGUUCAUCAAUGAUCUCACAAAGUACCUGAUUCAGGACUUUCCCGGCAUGCUGAACUUCUACCACAUCUCAGUCAUCCAGUUCUUCAAGAGCAACUGGCCUGAAGUCAGAGCUGCAGCUGCCAUGUUUAUAGGGUUCCUCCUUGGGAAUAUUCAACAGGAGCACCUCUCUCACCUCAACAUGGGCACUAUCUCCAAAGGUUUAGUGAUGCUGCUCCAGGAUCCAGAUCCAGUGGUGAGAAUGAAGGCAGCUGAAGCUAUGGGACACUUCCACUGACACACGUCGGCUGGGGAAAGGAGUAAUUAAAGUUAAUAGAAAAUGAGGAAAUUUGAAUUUAUAUUUUAGAAAAUAUUCUGCACAUCAUGUUAAUAGUGCAGGCAUUAUAUAAAACUGUCCUAAAAACUUGACGUCAACGUCUAUGAAAACCAAACUGGACCAAGACAGGCAAAACUAGCCGGAGAGUAAAUAACCAUUGUUAUUUAUAUUAUUAUAUCAAACAAUGAACAGUGAAAAUUAAUUGUCAUAAAAAUGCACAUCCAGUUAAGAGUUAGCAGCUUCUUCCAGCUUGUUUUGACAUUUCACUGAUACUUGACAGAGAUAAUGUUUAAAUUUAUUUUAGCGACCAACAACUGUGUCUAUAGUGUUUACUGCUCAGUGUAACACCAGAUAUAUAUAUAUAUAUAUAUAUAACGUUUCUAACACUGAAACAGACAAAAUGAAGUUAUUCCAAAGGGUAACAUGUUCAACAAUGAGUUAGUAUUUUAUAUAGUCUCUGAAAAUCUUCAUGCAAGUGUUAUUUGUAUUCAGAUGAUACUUUAAUAUCAGUUUGCUUGUAGCUAAAUAUUGUAAUCAUACCAUUGUUUUGUAAUAAAAGUGCAUGACCGAUUUAGUUUUGCACACUCAUAGAUGUAUUUAAACAUAUUUACAUUAACUUAUAAUUCCCAUAUAGAAAAUUUAACGUUAGUAGAACUGAACUCUGCAGAAGUACAACAGAUGCCAGAUUCAAAGUAUUAAAGUUAAAAACUUCUUAGCUGUUUUUAUGGUUUUGCUCAGUGGUCUAUUUCCUAAAGGUAUUACAUCAGCCAGCAAUAACUAAACAACAGCUAGUCAAUAACUAUGUUUUUGAUAACUAGCAUGAUUUAUUUUUGCAAAUAGUUGUACAUUAGAUGCGAACGGGCUUGUUUACAGCAGACUUGUUGUGCCAGCAAGGUGUUGAACGCUUUUAACAAAUUAGUUUCAUACUCCAGCAGCAUUACUAAACCAAUUGUUUUUAAACUGCUACAACAACAUCUCAAAGCCCUGUGAAACCUCUUCAUGUGUUGGAUUGUUUUUCUUAUAAGUCUAGGUACAUUCCGUUAUUCUGUUUCAAUCCACACUGCCCCUCUGUGUACAUUUCUUGAAAUCACCUCAAUUUCCAACAGUCUGCAUAACUCAUAAGCACAAUCAGUCAUAUUAUUAGACAGAUAAUCAUUGUGUUGUGGUAAUAAUCGGCUAAAACAUGUUAACAACUUUUAGCUGGCCACUUUGUGAGGGAGAACAUCCCACCAUAACCAUACUCUCACCAGUGCCAAAUGUUUAUUAUAAUAACAACACUGUAGCGAUACUUUAAAUAACUUCCAAUGUCCCUUCUGAUCCAGGUAGUUUUCUCAUUUAAAUCUGUGCAUGUGUUUUAGAGGACACUUUUGCCUUCAUGGUAGCAAAUGAAUGUGUUAGAAUAGAGAGUGGGGAGUUGUGUGUCCCUAAAUAAACAUGUAUCAUUAUUAAGACCAAUAAGCAGGUGAAGGUAGUACAUUGUUUCAUAUGAAGUAUACCUCAAUUUUCUGUUGCACUUUGAGUUCUGACAUGCAGUCCCUGAUCUGAGAGCUUCCAGGCAAGCUGCCAUUAAAUCCCAUCAGUAACCAUUUACUGGUGUAGUACCUGACUAUUGUUUUAGGUCCCCCUGUGUUGUAUCCAUCCUGUUCUUCUGAAAGUGAUAUCUGGGUGAUGAAAAAUGAAGACACCUACAGUUGUCACUUUAGUUAUCAGUUUAUUUGGCCACACCACCAAAUCUUCAAAUAUGACAGCAAGCUCCUCCUGAAUUAAGUCUUAAAAGUUCUUCAAACAGGGACUCAUGUCUUAGUAAAUGUAACACUAGGGUUCAAGAUCAGUUCUAGUCUGGUAGGAUUUUGUUUUUGUUUAUAUUUUUGUUAUAUGUUGAAUAUUGGACAAUGUAUCUCUAAUGAUGGUACUAUUUCAAAUAAAUGUGCUGUUGUGUGGAUGUCUAUUUUCAUGUGCUGCAGAAGAGCUUGUGGACAAUGCCUUUCAUUGUAUUCAAAAAUAAAGGAGUAAAAUUAUCUAUAA